CGCAGAGCUGCUCAUAUUUCAGAAUUGACGUUUGACAAUUCGUGAGAGAACAUCACUUUGACAUGGCACCGCGGAAGGCUAAGGUACAGAAGGAGGAAGUGCAGGUGUCGCUCGGGCCGCAGGUGCGGGACGGCGAGCAUGUCUUUGGCAUUGCUCACAUCUAUGCCAGCUUCAAUGAUACUUUCGUGCACGUCACCGACUUGUGCGGACGCGAAACUAUUGCACGUGUCACUGGCGGCAUGAAGGUCAAGGCGGAUCGUGACGAGUCAUCGCCGUACGCAGCAAUGCUGGCCGCCCAGGAUGUGGCCGAGCGGUGCAAGGCUCUUGGCAUUACGGCUCUGCACAUCAAGCUGCGUGCCACAGGCGGCAACAGAACCAAGACACCCGGACCCGGUGCCCAGUCCGCGCUGCGUGCUCUGGCCCGCUCGUCCAUGAAAAUCGGCCGCAUCGAGGAUGUGACGCCCAUUCCAUCGGACUCCACGCGUCGAAAGGGCGGCCGUCGUGGUCGCCGUCUCUAAUGCGGUUCCAUAUGA
Messenger RNA from Drosophila hydei, 533 nucleotides. Its product is annotated as 40S ribosomal protein S14a-like. The record is from RefSeq and is a predicted model, not a curated record. The transcript has 2 exons. Bases 63 to 518 code for a protein of 151 amino acids. Gene Ontology annotation, molecular function: small ribosomal subunit rRNA binding; structural constituent of ribosome; mRNA 5'-UTR binding. Lineage: Eukaryota; Metazoa; Arthropoda; Insecta; Diptera; Drosophilidae. Gene Ontology annotation, biological process: ribosomal small subunit assembly; translation; maturation of SSU-rRNA from tricistronic rRNA transcript (SSU-rRNA, 5.8S rRNA, LSU-rRNA). Gene Ontology annotation, cellular component: ribosome; cytosolic small ribosomal subunit.